Molecule: messenger RNA, 5677 nt
Organism: Galleria mellonella (greater wax moth)
Lineage: Eukaryota; Metazoa; Arthropoda; Insecta; Lepidoptera; Pyralidae
Gene: Phax
Product: phosphorylated adapter RNA export protein
Exons: 6
Coding region: 131-1336 (401 amino acids)
Biological process (GO): snRNA export from nucleus
Cellular component (GO): nucleus
Source: RefSeq, a predicted model, not a curated record
AUUCUAUCUUGUCUAUUCUAAAAUAAAUGACAGCCACCGAAGUUGAGUGCUAAAAUAAAAGGCGGAAUAGCUGUAAUUUAUUAUAUUUUCAUGAGCGUUUAUUAUUUUCCAUUAAUAUCCUCACUGAAGUAUGAUGUCAACUACAGAAGGAGAAUUAGACAUCGAGGUCUCCAAUGAAAGAGAGGAAGGGGAGUUGGAGGAUUCGGACUUAGAGGGGGGUACAUAUAUUCCCCUCGAACGUCCGGAGACGUUCAACCCACCUUCGUUAGUGCAUAUGCAAAUACAAGAUGAGCAAAGUGAUGAGGAAUCCCAGGAAUCCUCAGCCACAGAGUCGGAUGAUGAACGGCAACGCCGACCAAAACGAUUCAAAAUGAGGCCACGGCGGCCACAGCCGCAGACACAGUCAGAAAAGAGAAAUAAAUACAAUGUUUGGUGUACAGCUUUGCAGGAAGACCUUUUGACUGAAGAUAUGGUCAGCUGUGAUGUUACAAAGAAAAAUAGAUAUGGUGUUGAAUCUUAUGAUUAUACUAUUAAAUAUAGAUUAGAUGAUAAUUAUGUGUCUAAAAAAGUAUUUAAUAACAGCGAUGACAGUUACAAUCGCUCAUCAAAUAAGCGGAGUAACACAGACAGAUUAAACGCUAAACUGAGGCUUGGGAAACGAGUGAACAGUAAUUUAGCUAGAGAUGAGAAACACAAGCCGAGAUAUUUGCCUGACUUAAUGGUAACAGCUGAAGAGUCUAUAGAAAUGAUUGCCAAUGAUAUUGCUGAAAAAUUGUCUGAAGAGAAAAAGGAUUUAGUAGGUAGAAUUGUGCAAGUAUUAGGUGCCCAUAAAGCUAUGGAAAUAUAUAAGGAAACACAGAGGGUUGAGGCUGAUGGUGGUAUGCUUGUUAUGAAUGGUACCAGGCGGAGAACUCCAGGAGGUAUCUAUUUCUUUCUAUUGAAGCGUGAUGUAGAUGUCUCUCAGGAGAUGAUCAAUCAAAUCUUCAAUGAAGACCGCAAGGAGACCUCACGCCGGAUAAGGAAAGCAAGGGCCAAAAGCCGACAGAAGGUCAUGGAACAGUUAAAACAAAGUCUAACAGAUUCCGAGUUACCGUCACUACUGUCGCGGGGUGAAGCGACCGUUCAAUCAGAGCACGGGUCUAAUCCGCCCCCAUCGCCGGCGACGGAUGCACGCGAGUGCUCGAGCGACACUGACGGCCACUCGCACACGGACGCGAACGCGCCCUCUCCCGCCCGACCACGCUCGCCCCUCCCCGAUCGGACUCGCGCCAUCCAAGACUAUGAAGACGACGACUUCCUUGAAGUUAUGUGCAACGAUGAUAUGGAUCUAUUCUAAUCCUAGCUAAUUCGACCUCCAUGGUGCAGUGGUAGGCAUAUUGCUUCGUAUAUGAGGUCUCAGGUUUAAUACUCGGUUGAGCCAGUUGAGGAAAUUGUAAUUUAGAAUGAGUCUGGGUGUUCUUGGCUGUGCCUGAUAUUCAUUGUCUGGUUUGUCAUAACUUCUUAGCGUAAGAUCAGACAAUUGGUGUGAGUGUGUGGCACUUAUUAUUAUAAGAGUAUGUAUGGUGCUCAGUAACUUGCCCCACUCGAACUCAGCGGAGCCCCUCGCGUUUGUACGUCAACUUUGUUGGAUGUACAAAGAUAGGGCUGUGUCAGUUAAUUUUAAACCUUAUUAGGUAGCUCUAGGCUCUAAAAUGUUAUUGGAAUUUUUGAUAUAAAAAUCAUAGCCUUUAUUCAUAUUAGGUUGUUUUUUUUUUCUAAUAUUAUGCAACAUUAUAGAUACGAGUAUAAGGUAAACCAAUUGCCAUUAUCGGUAAUGACGUAUUAACGUGGUCUACAACUAAAUAUAUGUAAGGCUGUAUCUUAAAAUUAAGAUUGUAUUGAAUGAAUCGAAGAAUGUUUAUUUUAAAUUUUUAUCACCCUAGUCUUAGUGUGAUAUAAGAUUUUGACGCGGCUUAGGCAUUAUAUAAUUUUGGUUUGAGACAUUGUAUUAUGGGAUGGCGAAUGUAAAUGAUGCAUUUUGAUCAGAAGAGCUUGUUUUUUAAUUUAUUUGAUUCUAUAAAUGGACAUUUCAUUUUCGGAACAGUAAUAUGAAUAAUGACAACAUUCGAAGAAUGUUCCAUUUUUGAAUAAUAGAAUGAAACAAAUGUUUUGAUACAUUCAUAUAAUGAAUAAUUAUUUGAAAAAAUAAUUAAAAAAAAAUAGAAAAUUAAUUUUAAAUAGCAGAUUUCAAGUUUAGAGUUUGUAACUGGUGAACAUUUAUGAAUAGAUUGAUGACUUAGUAUUUAGCAUUCCAUUAUCUCUGCCUACCCCAGUAGGCGACAGUUUUCAUUUGAUCAUGAAACAAGAAUUGAAAGGACUUUCCUUGUACUUGUAAUAUCCUAGGAAUGAAAACAAAGAUGUUACGUUGUAUCCACUAUUACUUGGAGAUACCUAUUUAAAAUGAUAGCGUGAUUCAAUUUAGCCGAAUAAAUAGUUCUUUAAAUAAACUUGCAUCUGAUGAGAUUUGAAAGUGUAAAAAGAGACGGACUCAUGUUUAUUUUAUUUAAGACUAGCUUUAUGCUAGCUACUUCGUACGUAUGGAUUUCAGUACUACUUCUGUAGGAAAACAAUUUAAAUACUCGUAGACCGCUUCUAAACGACUUAUUAAGAUAAAACAUACACCAGUUUUUAUGUUAGACCUUCAAGAAUACAAUUGUCCAUUUGCAUUCAACUUACUGCAGUAGUUUUUGUGUAAUGCCAGAGCAAAGAUACAAACAAAAUUUCGUUAAAUUAUAAUUGUGACUAUUGGUCUUAAAUAUCUUUCAUGUACAAACAUCGUCUGAAACAAUUUUAUUAUAUUAGUAAAUGUAUUUGUGCAGUCUUUGACAUUUCAUCUCUAACUACCUACUUAGAGAAAUGGUAAACAGAUUUAUCCAUAAAUGUGUAUGGAUUAGUGAUUGAAUGAGAAAGAAGUCGCCGAACAUCGCUGUCUCAGUGUAUUUCAUGCGCGCAGUAGCGAUAAUGUGUUUAUCGAUAGAUUCGUUUGCCACUUAUCAAAGAAAGCUGGCCUUAUUUAACAGAGGAAGAAUCUGCACUAUCAAAAUAGAUGAAUAAGGCCUAACAGGCUUAAACUUUAUGUUUGUAUUAUUAAAAGAUCACGUAUCAAAUUUGCGUGUAUUUGAAACGUGAAAUGUUUCAAAUACACCCAAAUAUUUGAAACAAAUAUUUGCGUGUAUUAAUCAAAUUUACUUUGCAUCUAUGUUCAUUUAAAAAAAUAAUAGAAAUUUUUAGAUAAUAUUAUUUCUAAUAUUUUGAUUUAGAUUCUAACUUGACUGCUGGACGUACGUAUUGACGUUUUUCGACCAAAGAAAUCUUUGGGCAAAAUGUUCAAUUUCUCUGAUUUUUAACUAUCUUGUAUAAAAACCAGCUAAAUCGAAUUUGAAGUGUCUAAUUUUGUUAUUGUUAGAUAUUCUCUAAUUUACCCAUAUUAAUGUAUACAUAGUCAUACUGCAGUCUAAAAAAAUUAUCAAUUAUUCACGUCCAGAUAGUCUAGAAUGCGAUUGGUUUUUCCUUACACUGUGGUCAUACUCUUGAUAGUAUACCAAAGGAUACCACGUCACAUCGACACAUGACACCAUAUGUUAAGUUCCUUAUGAAUAUGUCCUGUAUUUUUUUUGUAUAUUGUAGAAUAAUGUUUCGAAUACUACAUUCACAGAAAUGGUUCUGGAAUCAUUAUGUAUUAAAACAAUUGUAAUUUCAUUGUUUUAAAUUGUAGAAUAUUAUUUUAUUGUGGUAAAUUUAACAGUAUCUUUUGGAAGCUACAAUAAAAUGUAUCUAUGCAUAUUUUUCCAGAGGAUAUACGAUGAAAAAGUUCAAUUGAAAAAAUUGAUCCGAGUUCAAGAUGUUGUUGUAAUGAAUAUUAGUAAGAACGGCCAUUUAAUCUGGCCAACAACUUUAAAACUGUUGCUGCAUAACUCUAAAAUCUAUUUUUCUAUGCUUUUAUUAGUAAACAAAUUUGGCAUAUCUUUUUAUCGAAUUAUUAGCGCAUUAAAUAAACAAAUAACCAUCAGUGUACUGUUGAAUUUUUUCUUUAUUUUUAAACUACUCAAUUCGAUAAGACAUGUUGAUAUUAUUUACUAAUUGUGCCAUAGAAAAACAGAUUAUUGAUAAAAAACAACCAGAGAAGGCCUUGGGGUUAUAACAAAAUUUUUGACGGCGUACCAAAAAAAUGUCGCCCUUCCCUGUAAGGCCGGUACUGAACGUAACGUUUGCCAAGGAAAUUGAUCUCGAGUGCAGAUUUUGUGGAAUUGGCCAAUAGACUAUUAUGAAAUAGCUUUACGGUAAUAUACGAAAUGAAAUUUAGAAAAUAGAAACCUAUGUGUAAUAUAAUUAUUGUUCAAGUAUCGAAUGACUAAAACGUAGAAAAUAAAUGGGGCAUUAUGGUGUUCACAUCCGCCUAUAAAAUAUUUUUUAUAACUAAAAACCCGUAUCUGUGGUUCGAAAAAACUUGGGCUGUAUAAAAUAGCGGUAGAAGUAGACAAUAAUAGUUUACUGUCGUUUAUUUAUAAGCCUAGCAGAAGUCGGCAGCAAUGGUACGGCCAGUCUUAGAAAUUUCAUUGCAAUAUUUCUGUCAUCUACCAGAAGGCUUCGUAUUUAUACUGGCAUUCUUUGACUCUUAAAUUGUUUGGUUUCUGAUAAUUUUUUACCAAUUGAAAGAUCCCGCGAUUGAUCACGAUCUCACCUGAUGGAAAGUGAUGACGUGGUCUAAGAUUAGUCUAUUCACAUUUACUUUAAAUUGGUGCAAAUUAUAUUUGAAUGGAAAAAUGUAACAUAUAUAUAAUCAUAGAUGUAUUAGUUGUAAUAGCCUGCAAGGAGUACGUUUAGUAAUAUUUGGGUUAUUUCUUAAUUUGAGCAACUUCAAAAAGAGGAAUGUUUCUAAUUUCACGGUAUUUUUUUAUUGGUAUAAGUUUACUAAUUUUAAACCGUAUUUGAUUAUUCUGUUUGCAAUCGAUUGGGAUUGUUCUCGAGCGAUCUGCUUUUUGUGAGGAUUUUAAAGUUUUUUUUUGUGGAGUAAUAAAAUAAAAUACAGCACCCGGUAGUGAUCAGUGAUUUUGCAACAGAAAUUUCUGGAUAUUGUUUCAAAUCAUUAAUUAGGAUUUUUUUUUCUUAUAUUUCAUAUAAGUUAAUGGCAAGCUUCACAUUUAUAUUUAAUCAGAUAAUCUUAUAUGACACAAAUAUGAUCAACCCCACUUGAUAUAAUUAUGUUUAGAAAUAUUGGGUUACAUACAAUGCGAGACGAUAUUCCUUUAGCUACUUAUUAUAUUAAUUUGUAGCUCGUCAACUUCAUGGUGAGUACAUGGUGGUUAAGCCCAUACUUAUACAACUCCUAAAAUUGUCUUUCUAUUCAGAAGUGCUACGAACGAAGUUGAUGAGUUCUAGCCGACUCCUGCAUGGCACGUACCAUUUCGUAAUCUAAAACGUCAAGUAUGUUCAACAGAUGAAUAAAUGUAACUUAAUGAAGCGUUUAUUUGGCAAUUUAUUGCCAAAAUAUAUCUGUGCGAUAAAUGUAAACGCGGAGUAUUGUUUUUUUACGAAAAUAAAUACAUUUAAUUUGAUCAGUAACACACAUAUGUGUACAGUGACGUGAAUAUUAUAGAACAGACUCUGAGAUACUUUGUAUAAUAAAAUUUGCAAAAGC